Messenger RNA from Triticum aestivum (bread wheat), 1643 nucleotides. RefSeq names its product serine decarboxylase 1-like. NCBI's taxonomy places the organism in Eukaryota, Viridiplantae, Streptophyta, Magnoliopsida, Poales, Poaceae. Gene Ontology annotation, molecular function: carboxy-lyase activity; pyridoxal phosphate binding. Gene Ontology annotation, biological process: carboxylic acid metabolic process. The transcript has 5 exons. The record is from RefSeq and is a predicted model, not a curated record. Bases 1 to 1455 code for a protein of 484 amino acids.
AUGGCAGAGAAGAGUGAUGUCUUCGUAGGAGGAGAGAUGGUACUGGUAGAGGCGACGCCGGCGGGGGAUCACCACGGCCACCAGCACAACCUUGGUACCACUGUUGUCGUUGUUGGCCCGUCAAGGGUUACUGAUGAUCACCUCAAGGUGGUGGGAGACACGGGCAAACAUGAGCAGCUGCUGGUGGAGCGCUUCGCGGUGGUGGAACCGCCCGUGGAAUCACAGGCUGCGGCGGAGCGGCAGGCCGACAUGGUGGCGCUCCUCGCCGGCUUCGCCCACCACCUCCAGGAGAGGACCGCCCACCACUUGGGGUACCCGUUUAACCUGGACUUCGACUUCAGUGCCCUCAACCAAUUCCAGAGCUUCUUCAUCAACAACGUGGGCGACCCUUUCAUCGGGAGCAACUACGGCGUGCACUCGAGGCUGUUUGAGGUGGCCGUGCUCGAUUGGUUUGCCCGCCUCUGGGACCUCCAGCAGGACAAAUACUGGGGAUACGUCACCAGCUGCAGUACCGAAGGGAACCUACACGGCCUACUAGUUGGGAGGGAGCUUUUUCGUGAUGGGAUUAGAUACGCGUCUCGUGAGUCGCACUACUCCAUCUUCAAGGCGGCUAGGAUGUACGGAGUUGAGUGCGUCAAGAUUGAUACUCUUGUUUCCGGAGAUAUGAACUGCACAGAUUUUAAGUCCAAGCUGCUGAAGAACAGCGGGAGACCUGCGAUUGUCAAUGUGAAUAUAGGUACGACCGUGAAGGGAGCCAUCGAUGAUCUUGACAGGAUCAUAAGAACACUUGAAAAAUGUGGGUUCCAAGAUCGAUUCUACAUCCAUUGCGAUGGAGCUCUAGCUGGCCUUAUGAUGCCAUUUAUCAAACAAGCACCAAAGGUGACGUUCACGAAACCUAUUGGAAGCGUGAGCAUCUCGGGCCACAAGUUCAUGGGAUGUCCAGUGCCAUGUGGUGUGGUAAUAACCAGGCUCGAGCAUGUAAAAGUGCUCUCCAUUGACAUUGAGUACAUAUCAUCUAGAGACGCAACAAUCAUGGGUAGCCGCAACGGGCACGCACCCUUGUUCUUGUGGUACAACCUGAAUAAGAAUGGUUACAGAGGCAUCCGCAAAGAAGUCGAGAAGUGCAUGAGAAAUGCUCAUCACCUUGUCAGCCGUCUUAGGGAGAAGGGGGUGAGUGCAUACCUAAACGAUCUAACCAACACGGUGGUGUUCGAGAGGCCACGGAAUGAGGCAUUCGUCCACAAGUGGCAACUCGCCUGCGAGAGGGGCAUUGCACACGUCGUGGUAAUGCCAAGUGUGAGGGUGGAGAAGCUCGACGUCUUCGUCGAAGAGCUUGCUGUCGGAAGAAGGAUGUGGCAUGAAGGCGGAGGGUUUAGCAUGUCGUGUGUUGCCGAGGACACCGGGGAAGGAAAUUGCCUCUGUGAUGUGCAUGCCAAGAAGUCAAUAGCUGCAUAAGAUCGUUGGAGGAUUGGCGACUGAUAUUUUAUAAAACUUGAAUUUUUCAAGGGCGCACAUGAUUUAUCUGGCUUUCAUAAUUUGGACCACAAUGCUUGUUGUUAUCCUUUUUUUUCUUUUGUUGCAUUAUCUAUGAUAGUGACAUGUAUUUAGUUGUACACUGAUUAAUUGAUUGAUUUGGUGUUUUC